GUUGAGGUAUUUUCAAGAUGGCGACGCCCAUGGAUGAACAAAAUGUGACGAUCUCAACUGCUUCAACAAAUCCAAACAACAACAGCAGAAGCAUCCCAAAGAUUGAUCAAGCAGAAUUCACGCUGAGAAAGAGACUUCCUCGCCGUCUACCCAAGCGUAAAAACGACAUUUACGUGUCCAAUAAGACGGAUUUCAAGGCCCAGGAGGCGCGAUGUCAUAAAUUGUUGGAUACGGGAGUGAAUGAGGUUCACAUCCACGGACUUGGUGCUGCAGUCAACCGAGCAGUUAACCUUGCUCUCCAGCUGCAGAAGUCUAAUCUUGGUACAUUCCAGAUGUCUGUUCAUACGUCCACAGUUGAACUAACGGAUGAUCUUGAGCCUACAGGAGACGACGCAGAGCCAACAACAAGAGACAGACACAAUUCAGCCAUCCAUAUCAAGAUAUCAAGGACAGAAGAAGCUCCCUCCAAAUGAAUUUAUUUGUCAUUUGAUUGAUCUGAAUUCAAUUGUAGGAAGGAUGGAAGAACACCAUCAAUACGCUGGAUUCCCUCCUUCUCUUUAGCUUUUGGCCCAAGCCCCACAUAUUGCUUCGUGAAUUCAACUUGAAUGAGUUGUCAUGAUCUUUUUUGCAAAGAAACUUUUGUCCUCCAGUUGUCAACUACCAUUGCCAAUGAGGUGAAUGAGAGUGUAUUAAAACAAUUUUGUGCAACUGCAAGCUUAUUUUAUGAAGAAUCUCCGAGCUGACAAUCACAUAAUUUAUUUAUCGUCUACCACUGCCACUACCAGGUCUACGCCUUUUUAUUGGGCUACCUCCAAACAAAGUUAUUCAUCAAGCAAGGCAUUGUGACAAAACUUCAGAAACAGAACAAACAAAAUCAAGAUACCAUCGGACCUUUGUAGCAGCUAUUCCAACUGAACUGUGUUGUUGAUAAACUUUCCACUCCGAGAAAUUAAUUUCACAUCUGUGUACUUCUCAGAGUGUGAUUAUUGCGGCUAAUCUCUGCUCAAAGAAUUCAUGCCUUGACUGUCAUUGACUGUUGUGUUAAAAUCCCUUUUGAAAUUUCUUUCGUAAAUGAAUUGUUUUGUAUUGAUUGAAAGGUCCCCAGUAAUAAUUGCAAUGAAGGUUAAAGUUUGGAUAAAAAUCCAGAUGAAUAGUUUAAAAGACACUUGACCUGGAGUUUCAUCUGUGAAAGGGGAAAGCCAUUUUCAUUUUGCUUCCAUUUGAAAGUCUUCAAGCCUGAAUUUGAAGAAAGGUCUUGUUUUAAGAAAACAUUUUACGUUUUAAGAAAAUUUUAAGAAAAGUUUUAAGAAAAUUCUUAAAACUUUGGACAAUAAAAUGGCUGAUCAAGACUUAUGAUGAAACACCAGCAAAUCAGUUCACAUAUUCUCAAAAUCAGGAUUUAUACAUUUUUAUUUCAAACUUGUUAGAUUCAGAUUUACAUUUUUUACAUAAAAAUAAUCUAAUAUUCACUAUUGGUGACUUGUGAACAACUCACUAGUAGUAAACAAUACAGCAAAUACUUGUUUAUUUACAGUGUGGUACAAUCUAGAUAAUAACCAAGUUAGUCUGACUUGGUAAUUCUACAUCAAGGCACUCUACACCAUCAUCACCAUUUGGUCAUCGCUGCGACUCUUUGAUAUGACUUUCACUGAACUGGAUUGUCCAUAAAACAUUAACACAACCAACCAGAACCAGCCCAAUUUUUCUAAACCUUGAUGUAUUUCAAUUGAUGGGAAAAAUCAGUCCAUCUUUAUUACAUCACUAUUAUGGUAUUCAAUCAAUUUAUAUAGAUUUUUCGGUAGUUGUUUUGUUCAAUUAUUUUUCAUAAUUAAAGUGUACAAAUAAAAUGCCUGAAUCAAUAUGACGAAUCUUGUAGAAAGUUUUUGUUUCUUCUUUUUUUGUAGUAAAGUUAUGAAAACAUUUGUACAAAGUAACAUUGCUUUGGUUAAUACAAAAAAUCACAAAUUUGAAAGAAUGUUCACAAGUCUGAUACUUUUGAAAGCAAAUUUUGUAAUAAAGGUCAAAGUUCACCUUCAUGAUUCUCGAAAACAAAUGCAUUGUAAUUAACAUAGUUCCUCACUCACACAAAGCAGUUUGUGAUAUUUGUUUUGAGUUUAAAUAAACCAAGAAUACUUUCAGGAAAUCUUAAAUUUUGAAAUUGAUGACCCACGCUUAUUUUUCUCUGUAAUUUUUCAGCAUAUAAUGCAGCUAAUUUGAACAUUGCAUUUCACAGUAAGGUAGGGACUGAAAACCCAAUCAACGUAGUGCCCUCGGCGUGAUUUGAACCAGGGUCCAAGAGGUGGAAGGCGAGAGAAGAUACCACUACGCCAACCCAACAGCCAUUAAUUCAUUGGCCUACUCGACUUUUAGAAACUAGACUCUGGACCAAAUUUCAUAGAGUUGCUUUUAAAAACACAAGAAGUAGCUAAGCAAAUAAUAUUACACGUACAACUUAAAACUGGUAUCCUGGGUUCAAUUUCAUAAAGCUGUUUUAGCAAAAAAAUAAUGCACAGCAAAUUUCUUUGCUAAGCAAACAAUUUGCAACAAUGUGAACUUGAUGUAACUUUACUUUGACUGGUAACCUGUUUCUGUUAAGCAACACUUUUCAGUGCUUAGCAAGUUUCUGUGCUUACAGGCUUUAUG
This is a messenger RNA of Asterias rubens (European starfish), 2643 nucleotides long. RefSeq names its product ribonuclease P protein subunit p20-like. Lineage: Eukaryota; Metazoa; Echinodermata; Asteroidea; Forcipulatida; Asteriidae. Gene Ontology annotation, biological process: tRNA 5'-leader removal. The transcript has a single exon. Gene Ontology annotation, cellular component: nucleolar ribonuclease P complex; ribonuclease MRP complex; nucleus. Bases 18 to 473 code for a protein of 151 amino acids. The record is from RefSeq and is a predicted model, not a curated record. Gene Ontology annotation, molecular function: nucleic acid binding.